Durusdinium trenchii is the source of this 925-nucleotide messenger RNA. The record is from the annotation of a GenBank genome assembly. Lineage: Eukaryota; Dinophyceae; Suessiales; Symbiodiniaceae.
GUUCCUCCUCCACUUCCUCCAACUUCUCUUCCAACAGUGUCCACCGUUGGCUCGGCUCCGCUUGCCAUGCCGCCCUUGUACCCCUCGCCGGGGCCCUUCCCAAACCACCGUGCGCUGGACGCGGUGGGGAAAGAUGAGCUGCGGAAGGCUUACUACGAGACCACCAGCAAUCGCGCCUUGCCGAGCCGCAUGGGAUCGCAGGAGAUCCGUGGCGAGAACUUCCUGAAUGUGCAUAACAUUGGUCAGAGGAACACCAAGUACCUCCAGUGGACCAGGAACUUUGCGCCGUUGACCACACGAGUCUCCUGUCAUCACACCCAGUCCUAUGUGCCGCUGCCCUUGGGAGACAACAAGAUCAAUUCAGAUCUGGCCGCAUCCUUCAAGAAGGGGUGGCAGCAGAGCAAAGGUGGGAGCAUGGCCACCAUGGACAAUACCACCAUGUAUGAGGAUGACUUUCCGGGCAUGAGCAAGAAGGAGCUGCUGGGUGCUCGUCAGCCGAAUCGGAAGCCGGCGCAGACGCUGACGCAGACGGUGGCACCGCCGGGGGAGCUCUUGGAGCUUCAGUCGCACGAGCAUCGCCACUUCAAGAGCCCUGGGCCGUCGAAACUGGAGGUCGAAAGCUUUCUCGUUGGGAAGCCCCGGGCCGAGCUGGCGAAGAACCCUCGCGUGCCGCCGCCGCGGCAGGCGCUGGAGAUGGGCGGGGCGCCAGUGGACCCGCCGAAGCUCACCACCUACGUGCGGGAGCACAUCUGGCUGACGGCGUCGGAGCCCGAACUGCGUCCCACCAAGGCGGAGAAGCGGAAAGUGCAAGAAGUGAACAUGGAGAUUCUCAACAUCCGGAGGAACCCUUACACCAGCCCAGGGCAAUAGCGUUGGAAGACGUGGAGGGCGGACUGGGUGGGGUGUCUCAAACAUGAAAAAGUGA